Messenger RNA from Papaver somniferum (opium poppy), 1110 nucleotides. Its product is annotated as putative F-box protein At1g32420. The coding region runs from base 1 to 1110 and encodes 369 amino acids. Gene Ontology annotation, molecular function: protein binding. The transcript has 2 exons. Lineage: Eukaryota; Viridiplantae; Streptophyta; Magnoliopsida; Ranunculales; Papaveraceae. The record is from RefSeq and is a predicted model, not a curated record.
AUGGAUUACAUCAAGACUCUCCCUGCUGAGAUUACAGUAAACAUUUUAAGUAGGUUACCAGCUGAAUUGAUUUUAGAGUGCAAAUCAGUAUCAAAAUCAUGGAAUCGUCUUAUUUCUCAUCAUCGAUCGUUCAAUCAGGUGUACUUGCACCAUCUUUUUCAUCCUUGUGCUGAUUCUGGUAAGUUGAGUUUUCUUUCUUUGAAUGAGAUUGGAAGAUUUCAUUAUUUUGAGUAUAACGAAUCAACAAAGUUUCAGAAAACUAGAAGGGUUAAUAUGAAUUGUCCGUUUAGAUUUGCUGGUUCUUGUAACGGGUUGAUCUGUGUUGCUCAAGAAUCAUUUGUUUGUAUCUGUAACCCUAUCACAAGAGAAUAUGUUGUGCUUCCAGAAUUCAAUACAGGGUCUGAUAUCAAUUUUGGAUAUGUUUCUUCAACCAAUGAGUACAAAGUUGUAGGAGUAGGCAGUGGGAAAGGAUGGAGAAACCUUGGAGAUUUGAAGUCUCAUGGCUUAUUACUUUCUUAUCGAGGGGUCUUUACCAAUGGAGCUCUUUAUUGGAUUGACAGAGGAUCAAAAGUUUUCAUCAUCUUCGAAUUGGCUGAGGAGAAGUUUUGUGAAAAUCUUAAGCUACCUCCUUCUGCCGCGAAUGGUGGAAUUGGGGUUUUGGAUGGGAUUUUGUAUGUUGCUGUUGGUGUAGUUGUUGAUGGAGUCGAGCGUUGUUUUGAUAUAUGGGUAUUGAAACAGAAGAGUGUCAAUCACGAGGCUAGUGAGCAGCAAGGACUUCAGUCGUGGAGUAAAGAGUUUAGGAUUGGGGAUAAGGAAUUAUUAGCCGUUACGAAGAGUGGUGCUGUUUUAACUUGGCCUGAUAAAUAUAUCAACAUCUAUGACGCAAAAACUUCAACCCCGAGAAGGCUUGUUAAGUCUAAAAAUCAUCUUGAUGGAGUAUACCCUCACAGGAACACCUUAGUGUCGUUGAAGGAACUAGGAGAAGAAGAUAUAAAAGUAAUGAAGUCAAUUGAAAUUGAGGAGACAAAAAGCAGUGAGCAGCCUUCCAAGCAACUACCUCAACAUUUCCAACACAAAAAGUUCAACUUCAAAAAGGCUUGUGGAAUUUAA